AUUGUAAUUUUAACCCAAGUAUCCAUUCAAACCGCAUUGCCGAGGGUAGCUUGGAAAGGAAAACAAAAAGGUGCUUCACCCGAAUUAUAAACCACGCUCGCUUCGACAAAUCUUUUCGUUCGCUACAACACCACCUAUCUCUAUCCUAAGGAGGAAUAAUACAUUAGGUACCCAAACAAUAGACAACAGCAGUUACUACUACAACAACAACCACAACCUAACAUACCUAUAUAUCUAAAAUAAUGGCACCUUUACGCCUUCUCGCUCUCCCGGCUCUGGCAGCCGUCGCUGCCGCCAUCAACGUAGCAGACUACGUCCCGGCCUGCGGCCCGCCGUGUAUCUCCGACGUCGUCGCCAAGCGCACCACCUGCGACGCCAGCGACAACGCCUGCAUCUGCGCCAAGGUCUACACCGUCAAGCGUGACGGCGAGAUCUGCCUCCGAAGGGGCUGCAACGCCAACGACUAUGGUGCUGUUAUGAAGGGUAUCGACGACUUCUGUGCCGCCGUCUCCGCCAACCCUCAGCCCACCACCACUCCGGAGCCUACCACUACUCCCGAGCAGCCCAAGCCCACUACCAGCUCUGCCCCCGGCUACCCCACGGAGCCGGAGCCCACCACCUCGGAGACCCCUAAGCCCUCUACUUCCGAGCAGCCCAGCUCGACCCAGGGCUACCCAACCGCGUCUCCCUCCAGCUCCACCACCAGCGCGGCAGCCCCCAGCUCCAGCUCCGGCUCCAGCUCCACCGCGGGUUACCCUACCGUGUCUCCUUCGUCUUCCAGCUCGAAGGCCGAGACUCCCUCUUCUUCCACUUCUGCUGCUUCUUCUCCCUCAUCCACUUCCAAGACCGGCUACCCCACCGUGUCCACCGGCACCGGCAGCCCUUCCACCCCCGUUCCCCCAGGAUCCAGCUCUCCCGCUACCACCGGCCCCCAGGUCCCCACGGGUCCUUCUUCCGUCCCCCAGGGCUACCCCUCCAGCAGCAGCGCCCCCUCGGGCAGCGCGACCGCGACCCCCGUCGCCCCCGGUGCCGGCGCUCACGUCGAGGCUCGCCUCGGCGCCAGCUUCGCUGCUCUCGUCGUCGCCAGCGGAAUCAUGUACUUUGCUUUCUAAGUUCCUUGUUUUUUUUUUGUUUUUUUUUUCUAUUUUAACGAACGAGUUCGCGCUGCGAGCUGUUGUUGGUGCUGGUGUGUUUUUUCCCCUGCAUUAUGGGAAAGCAAAUGCAUGCGAUUAGCUUAUUAAUGCCCUGUGGAUAGAAAAUGGGAAAUGGCCUUUUUUUUAUAUAUAUAUGUACCUAACAUAUC
Molecule: messenger RNA, 1303 nt
Organism: Daldinia caldariorum
Lineage: Eukaryota; Fungi; Ascomycota; Sordariomycetes; Xylariales; Hypoxylaceae
Exons: 2
Coding region: 243-1112 (289 amino acids)
Source: RefSeq, a predicted model, not a curated record